This is a messenger RNA of Fusarium odoratissimum NRRL 54006, 1740 nucleotides long. RefSeq lists its product as uncharacterized. NCBI's taxonomy places the organism in Eukaryota, Fungi, Ascomycota, Sordariomycetes, Hypocreales, Nectriaceae. Gene Ontology annotation, biological process: transmembrane transport. Bases 1 to 1740 code for a protein of 579 amino acids. Gene Ontology annotation, molecular function: transmembrane transporter activity. The transcript is spliced from 3 exons. The record is from RefSeq and is a predicted model, not a curated record.
AUGGCUUCCGCAGAAAUGAAAGAUACUGCCUCACCUUACAAGGUGGAGGCAUCUAACCAGACACUCUCAUCGCCACCCUCCGUCAACUCGUCAGACCAGACGAAGACAGCCCAAGAAGAUGAAGAAGCUCAAACAACAGUGACCAAAAAGACAAAGCCAGCUUUCAAUAGAGAUUAUCGCUUCUGGAUGAUCAUGGUUACUUUAGUCCUGGCAACACUCCUUGCAUCUCUCGAAGCAACAGUCGUCAUUACUUCUCUUCCAACAAUCGUCGAGAGUCUCAAUCUUGGAAGUAGUUACAUAUGGGUUACCAAUGUCUUCUUCCUCACCACAGCUUGUGUCCAACCCCUGUUCGGCCAACUCUGUAACCUCUGGGGACGCAAGAAAGUCAUGAUGUUCAUCUUUGCUACAUACACACUCGGAAGUGGUAUCGCAGGUGGUGCUAACGGCGGCGCAAUGCUCAUCGCUGGGCGUGCUAUUCAAGGUAUCGGUAGUGGUGGAGUCACUAUGGUAAACGAUGUGAUCAUCUCUGAUCUGGUACCACUUCGAUAUAGAGGAAACUACAUCGCUAUACUUCUAUUAGUAGCGACUAUUGGGUUUGCCGUUGGACCUUUUCUUGGUGGCGUUAUUGUUGAGAACACGACUUGGAGAUGGGUAUUCUACCUCAAUCUUCCCAUCGGAGGUGUUGCUAUCGUCGUCACAUACUUCUUCCUAAACCUCCAAUACGAUCGAACUCAAUCGACCAUGGAUAAACUUCGUCGCAUUGACUACAUUGGCAACGCUAUUCUCAUCGCAUCAAGCGUCUCGAUUCUCAUUGCCCUUACUUGGGCAGGUCCCGUUUAUCCUUGGUCCGAUGCUCGAAUCCUAGCUCCCCUGAUAAUCGGUCUCGUCGGCCUUGUCGGUUUCGUUAUAUAUGAAGCCUCAGGAAUUCCCUCGGAACCUGUGAUGCCCAUUCGCCUAUUCCCAGGUCGCACAUCAUAUAUCGUGUACAUCAACACGUUUCUCAAUAUGUUGUUAAUCCAAUGGUGUUACUUCUUCUUACCGUUGUACUUCCAAGCUGUCAAGUUAUCAACACCUUCACGGUCAGGAGUGCAAAUGCUCCCCGUUGCUCUCAUCGCUAUCCCAGGGGCAGCGCUCUCUGCGGUAGUUCUCUCAAAAUGGGGCAAGUAUAAGAUGCUUCACGUAUCAGGCUUCUUCCUUAUGACACUAGGUGUCGGCCUCCUCGGUCUUCUUCACGAAGACAGUCCCCCUGCUGCUUGGAUCUUGCUGCAGUUCAUUCCAGCUAUUGGCUCCGGCUUUCUUCUGAAUACCCUUUUGCCUGCUUUUCAGGCAGCUACUGAGGAGGAAGACCAAGCUGCUGCUACAGGAAAUUGGACUUUCAUGCGUUCUUUCGGCUCUGUGUGGGGUGUAGCCAUCGCUGGAUCCAUAUUCAACACGUACACGAAGCGGUAUUCGCACAUGAUUGAUAAUGAACUGGCGCGAGAAAUGCUCAGCUCAGGAGAUUCUUACCAGAGUGCGACACGAGCUUUCGUUCUACAAUUUGACGAGGUUGUUCAGUCUCAAAUUCGACGCGUUUUUAUGUUGUCGUUGAGUAAAGUCUAUGUUAUCUCUGUAGCGUUUGGCGGGCUUGCUUGGGUACUCUCUCUGUUUGAGAAAGAUGUUCCUCUGCGAAAAGAAUUGGAUACACAGUACGGUUUGGAUGAGAAGGCACCUGUUGAGCAGAAGAAAGAAGAGGCAUUGUAA